Molecule: messenger RNA, 12256 nt
Organism: Nomia melanderi (Alkali bee)
Lineage: Eukaryota; Metazoa; Arthropoda; Insecta; Hymenoptera; Halictidae
Biological process (GO): microtubule anchoring
Cellular component (GO): centrosome
Molecular function (GO): microtubule binding
Source: RefSeq, a predicted model, not a curated record
GACAAUAAUGUUUCCGUUUAGUACUACGAACUGUUAUUAUCGUUAAUAUUUUCCGUUGCUUUCGUAAUGUUUCGCAUACAACAUUUGUACAUUCAUAUAAUACCGUACCCAUUUUUAAAAGGGAAAACAUAGUUAUUCCGUUAUUGACAUACGUGUUGCGAUCUGCGAUAGUAACAGUGUCUAUCGAUCAUUCAUGUUGUUGCCAUGUUUUCAAUUUUGUGCGAGUAACAAAUUGUAGAGUACCACGUGAUUGUCGUUUACAAAUAACCGUUAUGAUGAGUUAUUGUAUUCUAUGUUACGAAAAUAUAUAUAUACAUGAAUAAUGUAUGACGUGUGAGAACGUUACUGAAAAAUAUUUUGGAAUGCAUACAUUGUUUCAUAUUGACGCUUACAGAUCGAUUCUACACAAUUUAUUAGUGGAGUAUGGCGUUCUGAAUUAGGUUAUAAAUACAGGGAACUUUUAACAGUUAAUUACGAAUUCUACUAAAUGAACUUAAAUGGUGCAUUGGAAGUGUAAGCAUGGAUAAAUAUAAAACAGUUAAAUAUAAAUUUAUUAAUACAAGUAUUAAAAUAUGAGAAAUAGCUCUAAGAAAGAAGACACCCAUGUAAAAAAGAAAUAUGUCUUUUUUUCUGAUCCAGAUGUUAUUGUUCAACGUGCAAAAGCAUCUGCAUCAGCGGCUGAAGUUAAACACAAUCUUGAUCUUUAUCAACAGCAAAUAUCUAAAGGAAAGCCAUCUUAUUUGUCAACUGAAUUUGACUUAAAAGGUUUAGAGAAUUUAUUGUCGUACCACCCUGUACAACCAUAUCCAUUUACAUUUAUAAGUGCUGUAAAACGAAAACUUGCUUUAGAAGAUACUACUGAGAUCUGUAAACAGGUACACAAUACAAACGAUAAAAAUGCAGCUGAACCAGCUGUAACAGUAUUAAAGUCUAAUAGUGUUCACAAUUUACAUGAAAUUGUACAAAAAAUGGAUUUCAUACGACCAUUAAAAGUUCCUGAUUUGAAAAUCUCUGCUAAGAAAUUGGAUUUUGCCACUAGAGAAAACUGUGUAUCAAAAGAAUUAAUGUCAUCCAAAUUUGAAGCACCUUCCAAAGAACUUCUUCAUGAGAGGAUAGACAAACCUCCAAAAAGUUUUGAACGUGUUCAAAGAAAAUUAGACUUUUCAACAUCAGAUGUUUCUUCUACAAUAGCAAGUGAAAUAGAGCCGCUGAAAGUACCAAAUAUUUCUAUAUCUUCAAAUUUAUCAAAGAAAAAGGAAUACAUUAGAGAAAAUUCUAGAGAAAAAGAAAAUAGAUCUAAGAGAAUUAGAAAAGAUGAUUCUAUGUUCAUAAAGCAGGAUGAAAUGGGACAAGAAUUUUUAAAAAGAUCUAGAAGUCCACGACAUGUCUCUAGGAAAGAUUCUUCUGACAACAUAAGUGAAUCUGCAUCAAUUACAAAAUUAAAAAAUGAUAGAUUACCAUUGCACAUGCCAAGAGAAAGUGAUUUUGUUUCUACAAAACCAAAAACAAAAAAUUUUGCCACAUCUACUGCUAAAAAGGAUAAUGACAAAAGGCACAAAUCUCUUAAUGUACGGUCUUUAAAGUCCAGGGAUUCUUCUUUGGAAUCAAAGAAUAGAACUUGUAGUAAUGAAUCACUUUCUGAACGGUCUGCAAAGUUGACAGACAAAGUUACAGUAAGAGAGUCAAGAAAUAUGCUGGAAAACUUUGAUUAUCGAUACAAAGAUGAUUUAUAUUCAUUAAAACAAGCUGAUGAUCAGAAGCAUAUAUUGUCAUCAGAGAACAGGCAAAUAAAGCAACAUAAAGUAACAUGUCAGAGUCAAGGAAAAGCAGGAAAUAUACUGUUUAAAGAUCAACUAAAGAGGGUAUCCGAAAAAGUGAAACCUUCCACAAGUAAAAUAGAUAGCAAAAUUUAUGCUAUGAAUUCGAAAGAAUUCGAAGACAUAGGAAGUAUAAUAGAUUCCAAUAUGAGUGUUAGAACUCGAAGUCCAAAUACAACUUCUAUGCAACAAAUUAAAAACAAAGAUUGCGAAAGAAUUAUACAAAAUAUUAAAUCGAAUAAAACUACAGAAGAUGUAAAAUAUACAGACAUUUCUUUACAACAAUGUAUUAGCGCGAAUACAAAGAAAGAAGAGGAAUCAUAUAUGCAAAGCAUUACUACCACUACCAAACAAACAAGUAAUAGUAGUGAAUCUAAUUUAAAUGAUAGUGUUUUGUCGGAUGCUUUGCUUGAUCCAAGAAGAAUUUCUUUUAGAGAUGAGAGUCGUUCGCAACAAGAAGAAUUUUGUGAUUUAAUAACACCAGAUAUGAAUCUUGUAUCUAGGUCUAAACGGAAAAGACAACUUAUACAAAAUACUAAUAUAGACAAUGAUUCUAAGUGUUUAAAACAUAAUGCAAUUAAAACAGAUACAGAGCAAGAAGGCAUGCCAUUGUUGCAUCCUACCGCCUUGCAUAUGCAGUUUCAAGCUGAGUUGCAUCUCCUUGAUUCUUUUAAUGAAUCAUUGCGACAAGUUAUGGAUGUUGAGAAGUGUUUAUAUAAUGUUAAGCAGGAUCAAGAGAAAGAGUUACCAGUACAGCAUAAUCAACCAAGUGAACAAUCAAAAUCGCAUUAUUUUAAAGCAACAGGUGAAAGAAGUAUCGACGACAUGGAGCAUUGUAUAGAAAUUAGCAAACUACACAAACACGUUGCGACCGACAAAAUGCAUUAUACGACAACUCAGACUAUGACGAAUGAUUUCGACAACCAAAAUAAGAUAAAUAAACCAGCAGUGAAAGCAGUAGAAGUACAAACGCAGACGGUAAAUGACAUGGCAACGCAAACCGAGAUACGUCCAACGCGACGGAAUGUACAAAGUAGAUGUUCAGAAAUGUGUGGUAUUCCAUAUGAAAGGGGAUUUGUUGGAGAUAGUGAAGUUCCACAGCUUUCAUUGGAUUCGGCAGAACAAUUCGAAGAUUUAGAUCAAAUAGAAGAAAUAUCAUUACCUAGUAAAUUAAGGACAAUGUCGGAGAUUAGUUUGCACGAAACUACGUCGUCUAUACGAACAGAGACUGGAACAGAAAUUAGUAUUUCAACUAGAGAUAUAACUUGUUCCUUUAACAAGUAUUUAGAUCUAGAAAUUGCACAAUUGAUAAAAGAUGAAAAACAAAGAUACGAUAAAAUCGAGAUGCUGUUCAAGUCCCGUGAAAAAACCUUAAAUGAUCGAACAAAGAAAUUAGUGAAACUAGAGGAACAGAAACGUGCAUUAAGAGAUACUGGUCAGGAUAGUCGUGUUAGUUCUGUAAAAAAGAAGCAAAGAGCUUUACUUUUGAAAUUGCAGCAAGAAAAAGAUGAGAUGAACAGAUUAAAAGAACUCCACAAAAUCGCAAGUCAAGAGCGUAAACUUAUGUUACAAAAACAAAGAAAUAUGUUCAAUCCUCAAAUGUCUACGAAGAAUAUUUUAACGAAAUUGAAGAGAAGCGCGGACAGUCAAUCUCCGCGAAGAUUGUCCGGCCCAAUGAAAGGUUACGAUAUAAGGAGCAACAGUUCUAUGAGUUCAUUGGUUGAUUCUGAUAAGUCUCAACACGAUCGAUCUCAGAUCGAUGCGCGCAUGCAAAUAUCGGAAAGCGAAUUACACUUCUCUAAACUUGAUCUACCAAAGAGUAAUAAAUUUACGAACUUCAUCGAGGAAUCUAACGUUUCAUUUUUAAAAUUUGAUAAACCUAAUGAAAUAAUUCAAGGCAACAUAUCUCAAGAAAAGUGUCCUUAUAAACAAUUUAAAGAUGGGAACAAGACAAAAUAUGAGAUAAAGUCGAGGAAAUUUGAAGAGAAGAUGCCUAGGGCGGAUAUUUUAAGACUGAAAUUAUAUCAACACUCUAUUGAUCCAAAAUUGGUAGCGGGUCAUUCCAUCAGUACAUCUGGGAAGUAUCUCUUUGAAGCUGAUAAAUCUCCGGACGUUUCAGAAUUGUUGCAAAGCAAUUUAAAUAAUUCUGUUUCCGAGCACGCCAAAUCGGAGUCUGAUACCCUCGUGGAGGAGUUGUCAAAAAAGACGAAAUCUUCUCAGCUGACGGAUAAUCAUUUUCAAAGUCUAGUCUCCCCAAGAGAGAGAGAAUCUUUGUCGAAAGUCACGACCAUAAAUAGCGAAAUCGUACCGGAGGAAAUAAGUUCUAUCAGCCAAGAUGUGGUAUCGAAGAUAUCAAAAUCAUCCCAAAUUUCUGAAGACCUCUUACAAUCGCAUUCGAAGACUUCUAAAAAAAGUAACAAGACAACUCCGACCGAUACAUCCAAAAAAUCUCAAUAUAAUUCCGAGUCGAAGCCAAAUGUGAAACGUCGAAGUUCAAAAUGCCAAAAAAGUAAAUCAUCGUCUAGUAUACUUACUGAAAAUGUGCAGCGAUCUAAAUCGAAUUCCCAAGUGUCCGAAGAAUUUAUCAAGCAUCAUAAUAAACGGACGAAGAUGGAAAAGGAAUGCACUCAGUCCGAUAAAAAUGAUGAAAAUGCAAUUCUAGAUUGCACGGAUCACGAUGAAAGUCUGAGCUCUCAACAGACUCUGAUCAGACAUUCCAAACCUUCGAAGGAUAAGCAUUUUAAAUUAUUGAACGAUAGAAUAGACGAUUACGAGAGUAAAGAGAAUAUAUUAUGUCAGAAAGUAUUCGACAAGAACGUGGAAGCUUAUGAGAAUUCGUUUUAUAGCGAAGACAAAAGCACGCAGCAUUUGGAUGGUGCACCGGUGAAAUCCGAGAUCAGUAAUUUCACUGUUUCUCAGCAUGGUUGCGGGGAGAGCGAUAGAAAUUAUUCUAAAUCCGUGGUCAUUAGAUCGCAGGAUCAUAAUAUGAAAACUUCGAGGAAACUUGAACAAAUUUUGAAUGCACGCGAAGCCGCCCUUACGUCGCGGAAGAAUUGUGUGGAAGAGUGGAUGGCCUGGCACGCGAAAUUAAGGACUGAAGAAGAGCGCGUUGCACGAAUGGAACAAGCCGCCCUUAAACUUGUCACUGCAACAUCCAAUGUUUUCUCUCAACAAGAGAGGAGUGUGUGUCCCUUUAUGGACACAACUGUUUCAUCCGAUACUAGUGACAUAGAAGGAAGGAUAGAAUUACUUACUGAAAAAUUGGCAGAACGGCGGGUGGAAAUGUCACGUUUAAAAAGGGAAGCCAGGAAACAGACGAAACAGAAAUUAAGAGCUUUAGAAGCUAAUUUAUUAAAUCAGAUAAAGAAAUAUGACACAACUAUUCAUGAGAUGCGUAAAAAGCUGGAAUCGAAAAAGGGAACAAGUAAGGACAGUGAUAAAUUAGCGAUAGAGUCCAAAUCGUUAGCAGAUUUUAAAGUACCUGAGAUUCCUCUGAAGAGAAUACAAGAUAUAUUUAAGAAUAGCGACUUAUUAAGAUCAAGAUCAGAAUCUGAUUUAUUGUGUACCAAGAAGCCAAUUGCGGAGCACGUAAAAAAUACUAAUCUACUGAGGAAUGAAAGCAUCGAAAUUGAAUACAAUAAGAAUAAUUCGGAAAAGGUAACUACAUCCUUCAGAAGCGUACGAUCAUCGGAACAAUUGAGUUCCUCGAAAGUGAACACUGUUCAUCAAAGUGUUCAAUCUGUUCUCGACGAAAGUAUAUCGGAGCACAUCGAGUCUGACAAGCUCGGUUCGGCAUCAUCGGUUACUUCCGAUGACGUUUGUUCCGACAGAAACACUUCUUACGAAAACAAAACGUACAUGGAUGAAACGCAAAGUAAACGAAUUUCGAUAGCGGGGAAGAAGAGCAGUAUUUCAGAGGACAUUCAAACCGAAGUUAAUGCGGCAAAGUCGGAAGACGACAUAGUCACGCAGUCGGAAGCUAAACUUUCUAAAGAUGAAGUUACAAUUCAUUCUGAUUUGGGAGAAUACAAAUCGGAUUUCCAUACGGUGUCUGAGCAUUCUCAAGCAAAAUGUACCUCCUUGCAAUCUGAUAGUAAUAAAGUAUGUAGUUCGGAAUACUCUGAGAUUCCUUUAGAAAAAUCUAAUUCAAAAAAUUCUAGUAAAGAAAUAUGCACUGAGACUGCCAAUGAAAAAGUCGACUCUUCUCGAAAAUUGGACUUCUCGUGUUUGAAUAACAAGAAUUUGUACGAGGAUAUAAACUCCCUUGAAAAUGAACUGAAAAUUCUUUCAGAAAUGAUGUCGCGUUUCAGUAAAAGAUCAAACGAGGACUCGAAGAAUAUUGAAGAGAAAAGUACUUCGAAGGAUAUAUCAGAUAUGCUUCUGAAGUCUGAUAAAAGCAACGAAAUUCCGACUGUAGAGACUACCAAAAAUGGUGAAAGUAAAAGCGUCGAGUUGGAUCAAACAGAAGCCAGCCCACGUAUUUCAGAGUACUUAACUAAUACUACAAAAUUGAAUUCAACAAGUGCUUUCAAUGACAAUAAAAACAUAGUAGAAGAAGUUGAUAAUGUAAUGUCUGUGAUAAUGCCACAAACUGAUACAUCUCUUCCUAACUCCCACCAUGAAAUUGAUUAUAAAGCAAGAAGUAAAGAAAUUUUAAAUGAAAUUGAAAAAUCUAUAAUAUCGGAGCGUAUUAAGGCUACCGAUGACGAUGCAAAUCGCUCGAAUGUGUUAGCUGAGAACAACAAAUUAAGUACAUAUGAGAUAAAUGAAAAAAUAUCGCAUAAUACUUCUUCUGAGAGUUACAUGAAAUCUUUAUCCGAGGAAUACUUAAAAGUAACGCAGGAUAAAAAUAGUAUAAAUACCGUAGAAAGUGCUUCUGAAAUAGCAUACCCUAGCGAGAAAAGAACACACACGGAAAAAAGUUUAGACGAGUCGUAUAACUUAAAAAGUUUGCAGUUGCUCGAAUCAAAUAAGGAUUCGACAUCGCCAAAAUCUGUGACACCAUCGGAAAAAUCUAAUCUACUUUUGAAAGAUAAAUCAUCGAUUUUGCAUACAGAUGCCGAUCAUAGUAUCUCAGUGCACGGUACUGUUACCACAGAAAGUCAUUCGGAACUCAAUGUCAGUGUAUGUUCUGAAAAAUCUCCUCGGAAUGUUAUACAGCCGGUAACAACUGUAAAAUCUGCAACUAUAUUAUUGACCAAAUCAAGUUCUCCGCAAUCUGUACAUACAAUUCAGAAGACUGAAGUAAUUGAGAAAGUAAUAGAUUAUGCGAAAGAUGAGGAACGUCAAGAUACAAAUAGUGUAUGUUCAGUUUCAAAAGCAGAUAGUUUCAAAUCGAUGUCGGACAAGCGCAAAGAUGAAACUAAUUUACUUGUAACAAACGAAGAAGUAGGAUUUGAAGGGAAUUCUUCAAAGUCCGUUAAAACACCUAAGGCAAAUGUAUCUGACCACAGUGUCAGCUUUAUUAACAAAGAAAUUAGCAAAGAUGAGAGUCAGAUAAAGGCAAAACCCAUAGAUAAAACUUCUCUUGACAAAGAUGAUUGGACAAUAUCUGAUUCCUUUGAUAUUCAACAGGAUGUCACCAAUUCGGAAUGGGAGAAAUCUCAAAGUCAAAACUCAAAAUUCAACGAUGAUUCAAGCGAGUUAGUACAUACAAAGGAUACGUCUCAAUCAGCUGAUAUUGAAAUUGAAAACUUUGAAGAGAGAAUAGAAAGUGAUGUUGAGAAUUUAUCCUUAUUUGUUCCCAAAGGUGAAUCUACGAAUAUCGAUGCGUACGGAGUCAAAUUUGAUGAAACAAUACCGGUUUCAGAUAUUAAUAAAGCUAGUAAUAAUAUUGACGAUAUAUUUUACAUCAUUGGUAAGGAUAACGAUGCGGAUCAAAUACAGGACGAAACUGUACAUACUAUAGAAACCGAUGAUUUCCAAAAUGCUAUUUAUGAGUCUGUGACUAAAAUAUUGGAUAAAGUUGAAAAUAGUAUAGACAAUAAUUCGAUAAAAGAAAAAAUUGAGAAUCAUUCCCAUAUCAGUGAAAAUAGAACUGAAGCGAAAGCAACUGUAAUUGAAGAAUCUAAAUUUGUGUCACAUACUUCCGAAUCACAGAACAAGUCCGAAAACGAGUUUAAUGUAAUUAAAGAUGUACUGGAUAAUAAUAAUGAUGUGGAGGAAGGUAAAAUAUUAGAAAUCGAAGACCAUAGCGAAUCUGUUCUUGAUUACAACGUAAGCAAAGAAAAUAAAAAUGAUGAAGAUGCACAUCUCAUUGAAUGUAAAGCUCAAGAGAUUGUAAUAACAGAACUGGAACCUGGAAGCACGGAAGAUGACACUUUAUCGGAUCUUGAAAUCGAUGCUAAAAUAGAAUUUGCAGAAGAGGAACAGCUAGAAACAAAUAAAUGCGAAGACAAAGUAGAAAUCCAAGAAAUACAAGAGGAAAAAUUAUUGGAUGCUACGGCAGAAUUAGAAAGUUCUGAUGGGGAACAACUUGAUAACUUGAUAGAAGUAGCUGAAAGUGGAUUGGCUACUAUAGAGAAACAGCCUUCUGUUUCUGAAACAGAAGAAAUAUCACCCGACGUGACAAAAUUGCAACUUAGUAAGUCCCAAGAAUGUAAAAUAUGCAGCCAGGAGAAUAAGGACAGUUCUGCAGCUGUGUACAGUCUGAUAACUGACUGUGCUGAAGUGAACGUAUCUAAUGUACCUGUGGAGUUAAUAAAUAAAACAUUCAAUAUUCUGAAAGACCCAGAAUAUGAAGAUAUUUCAGAAGAAAGCCUCGAGGUUUCUGAAAUCUUUGAUAAAAGUGAAGUUCAGAAAUCUGUUUCUGUACAGAAAUCGUAUCCAAUACCAGAAAGGUAUGAAGUGGUACAGAAAUCGGAAGAGGUAUUGAGAAUACUUGACGAAAUCACUCAAAAAUCUUCACCUAGUUCUAAUCAUGACGAGGAACAGCUUCAGAAUCACGAAGAAAUUUCAGAAACUGAUAUAAAAAUGGAAGACAAUAUUUCCAUGAAAGAUGAUAUUUUACUUUCGAAAGCUGAUGAUCAAGCUGAUCAGGAUAUUGGUAACCAAAACGAGCAAUUGUUUGGAAGUAGCAAUUUGGAGAAUCAGAUGUCCGUAACAGCAGUAGCUGAGGAUGAAAAUCGAUCGUUACAAUUAAUAAUUGGCUCGAAUGAUGCAGAAGAUAAGGAAAACCAAGAACAAGAUGCAUUGUCUGAAUCAAGUGAGGAUAAGGAUACACCGAAAGGUGUAUCGGAAAUCGAGAUGGAUUCUCCAAGAGAUGCUAAUGAUUCAAGAUUAUACAUUGAUGCAUUAAACGAUGAUUUGAUGAACAAUGUUAGUACCAAAAGUGAAAAUGGGGAUUCUAAGAAUACAUAUCACGCUACACCAAUCGUUGCUACAUCUGAGAAGGAUAUAGAGGUCAUGAUUGAUAAGUUAAAAGCAUCACUGGAACAACCCGGCCUGGAAGUUUCAGAAUUGGAAGCAAAAGUAUUACGCAUUCAACAGCUUCAAAUUGAAUUAGAGAUUAAAAAGUUAGAAGCAGAGGAGGUAUCUUAUUAUGUGAGAGAGAUACCUAACAAACCACCACCACCGUACACCCCACCAGGUGGUGGUACCAGAAUUUCAACAUCGCUUGGAUCACCUUCUCCUCCGCCAGCUGUGAUUCCCUCGAACAUAGAAGAACUCACCGCGUUUACCGAGAAGGCAACAGCAUUAAUAUUCCGAGCUAAAGAAGCAGGGGACGAUAUAAUGAGUUUAGAAGCUCCUCCGGAGAUUUAUGAGCUAACCAAAGAGAAUGAUGAGACUGUAAAGAAGGAUAGAAGAAUUUACAAUACAUUCCUCUUCGAUCUAUGCAAAGAAACAAUCGCUGAGGUUUACCAAGCUGAAUAUGAGAAACCCGGUCCCAGUUGGACGAAACCAAAUGUAAAGACAAAACCUACCAUGAAAAUUCCGAAAACUAUAGAAGAACUUAACGAGUACGUCAACAAAGAGGUGGCUACAUUGUUCGGUUUCAAGACGAAAUUGCAAAGAGAAAAUAUGGUGAUGCGUUGGAGUAGGAAACGAAGAGACAGGGUCGACGAAUUAUUGGCUAGAGAGGCGCAAGCCGAAGAAGAUGAAUGGACCAAAUUUCAUCAUGACGAACUUGCUGUAAAAAAUGGUCUUACAGUGGCUAUAUUGGAUACCCUCCUAAUGGAAACUGUGAAUAUAGUGAAAGUGGCUUAUGCGAAGAAAAGAAGAGUAAUGAUUUAGUUUGUCUUUUUUUCUUUAAUUAUCUAAUAUAAUGUAGUAGCUAUAUGGAAGUAGUAUACUUUUAUUUUAACACUUUACACGUUGGCCUCAACUGCCAUACUUCUGAUAACUUUAAUCAGUGAUUAUUCUCUAUCUGUACUAUUUCCGUUUUAUUCGCGACUUAUAGGCUGGAUCCUAUUUAUUUCAUUGGUAAAUUGAUUGUCUUUCAAUAACGAAAGUAUGAACAUUUACUUAAUUUCAAUUGAAUUUCAAAGGUGUACGAGGUCCAUUUCUGAAAAUAUAGGAUUGUAGAUGAUAUUGAUAAUCAGUAACCACGAUGCGUGUAGAUAAUUCAAUAAUCAAACGCCCUAAAUGUAUUUGUAAUAUGUCUUAAGAUUAAGAUUAUUAUUAUUUUAUUAUCAUUAUUAUUAUUAUUAUUAUUAUUUUCAUCAUCAUUAUCAUCAUCAUCAUGAGAACGUAGUAUAAGUACAUACAAGUUAUGUUUGCAUAUAUGUCGUAAAGUAGCAUAUUUAAUAUAAGAAUCCCGUUGAUGUUCACUUGAAAGCGACAUGUAGUUACUGGUCCGAUAAUUACGAGUGUUUUGUUCGAGUAAUAUGUGAAAUGCUAUUUAUGCAAAUAGCGUGCAGAGCAUGUAAAAGAAAUUUCAUACAAUUAGAGAUUUUUAUUUUUUUAAAAUAUAGUCCACAUCCUAUUCUAAUUCAUUUAUUUAUUACCUUCUACUAAUUGUCCAUUUUUGUCGUUUGAAAUUUAAUGUUGUAUCAAUAUUUAUGUAUUAAACAAUUAUUACCAGCAAAUGAAAUGAUAUUGUAACAAGAUUGUGUAAUAUUAUUCGAACAAAAUGCUCUGCGAAUAAUGAUAUAUAAUAGCGUUUUAGAAGUCAUCGGCUGUGGAACGUAAUUUGUAUGUUUUUAUUAUAGCAAUAGAUUUUCGACCAUUCAAGAUUACCUCUCAUGUCAUUUUCAUUCCUCUGGUGUCAUCGAGACGUAAUUAUAUAUGAUUCAAAGGAGGCAGUCAACAGGUAGUUUUGAAUGGUUAAAAUCUUUUAUUCAACCGCAGACCUUGUCGAACUUCAUACAGUUAUGCUCAACUAUUUUUAAUCAAAUUAACAAAAUUUUAACUAAAAGACUGAUAUCUUAGGGCCAUUUCAAUCCAAAUUACAAACAUUUUAAGGAAAAAUGUAAGUACAUCGUACCCGGCAGUAAAAGUCGGUUAUGAAUUGGUAUUGAGAGAAUUCUUAGUGUUGAUGUUAUAUGCAACACCAGAGAUAGCUUCAUAUUUUAAUUAUAACUCUCUUAUUACGUAAUGAUUAAUACAUGGAACAUGAAAGCAUUAUACUUGUGUUAUCAAUCAACAUGCAUUAAGAAACUGAUAAUCAGUUGUGUGUAUAUUUUUAAUGUGUUUUCGUCGGGGAUACACUGACACCAGUUCUGAUGAACUUUAUGUUUAAGGUUGUGAUGUCUAAUUAAAUGGGCUAAAUAACAUGUUAAUUGUAUGACAGUGCAGAAAAGACAAAAUGAAUGUCUUAGUCUUAACCCUUUGCAAAGCAGUUGCGGUUCAAUAGUAAACAAUUUGUAUAGCCGGAACAGCUACUGCGUUAAUGAUUAGAAAUACGUUCAUCAAACCCAUGACAAGACACGUAGAAUAUUUAUUUCUAUUAAUAAAUAAUCAUUAUCGUUCCGUCGAUAGGUUUCAAUGGACGCUUAUAUAAUUUCGUAUACGGGUUAAAUAUUCGCAAAGGGUUAAAUUAUAAGGGUUAUAAUAUAGAUAUAGAUAUAUAUAUAUAUAUAUAAACACAUUUGAAAUGUGUCAUGAGUAUGUGCUCGUUUCAAUCUACGUAUGACCUCCGAAUUUUUAUGUGAUUUCAGAAUGUAUAUAUGACUACGCUCAAACUUUUAGUGUGCACACGCUGCUAUCUUACUAAAAAAAAUUUAGCUGAUUUCUAAGUUAAUAACGAUAAUAUUCAUAAUGAUUUAAGUCUAUCGUUCGUUACGAAAGGAACAUGAUUUAUUUUGUACUUUUCAUUGUUGUUCAAACCCCUUUUUAUUUCGUGAUCAGCUCUCAGGGUGGAGGCUGAUCGCAUUGUAGUUGUUGUAUGUAAACAUUGUUCACACAUGUAGGGUUGAAUAUGUACUUAACUAAGGUAUAUUUUAUAAUAAAUUUUUUGAAAAUUUUAUGAUCUCGUUUUAUGGUCAAUUUCGUAUAAAUAC